Messenger RNA from Colletotrichum godetiae, 1404 nucleotides. Its product is annotated as transferase family-domain-containing protein. The record is from RefSeq and is a predicted model, not a curated record. Gene Ontology annotation, biological process: secondary metabolite biosynthetic process. Bases 1 to 1404 code for a protein of 467 amino acids. Lineage: Eukaryota; Fungi; Ascomycota; Sordariomycetes; Glomerellales; Glomerellaceae. Gene Ontology annotation, molecular function: acyltransferase activity, transferring groups other than amino-acyl groups. The transcript has a single exon.
AUGGGUUCCUUAUCAGGCUUCACGGAGAUCCCGGAUCUCACGCCCCUCGAGCGUAUCGGACCCAAGGGCUACCUUCGAUAUGUCUUCCCUUUCCAGCUUCCCGAAGACUAUAACCAUGAGCAAGCCGCAUCUAUCCUCCGCGCAGGGUAUGAAGCUGCGCAACAGCGUAUCGCUGUUUUGGGAUGUGAAGCUGUCCCGAACCCAGACGCCAAGCAAGCUGGUAUCUUGAAGCUUCAGAGACUGCGUCAUGGAGACAUCGAAGGCAUCACCGUCAAGGAUCUUCGAGCUCCCGGCGCUUUCCCCAUGACGUACAAGGAACUCAAGUCCAAGAACUUCCCAGUGGCUUCCUUUGACGCCAACACAAUCUGCCGGCGCUCGGUAUGGGCAACUCCGGAUGAAAGGCUGCCCGUGUCCCUUCCUCAAGCCAAUUUCAUUCAGGGAGGCCUGAUUCUAUCCUGGUGUAUCUUUCACAUGUUCGGAGACGGGAAGACGUUCCUGAUCUGGACCAAGAUCUGGGCAGAGGAGUGCCGCAGGGCCCAAGGCCUUCAAAUCACAGAUCCUUUCAAGCUCGAUGAAGCUUUCCUCAGAGACCGGCAACGCAUCAUGAGCCCGACCGGCAAGAACCCGGGCCGCGCGGAAGACCACCCCGAGUACACCAUCAUCCCCUUCACGCCAGAGAGCAUGCCACCAAAGAUCCUCUCCGAAGACCACCGCGGCCAAAUCUUUUACUUCUCGCCCGGUGCCCUUGCCAGACUCAAGGCCGAAGCUUCCCCAGAAAACGCUACGGAACCCACGAAACAGAGAUGGGUCUCCACCAACGACGCGCUCUCGGCACUGCUCUGGCGUACCGUCAUGGCGGUGCAGUCGCCUCUCGAGACCCUUGAGGGAGACCCGGUCUCAGUCUUCAAUAUCGCCGUCGACGCCCGCCUGCGUACUGACCCACCGGUACACCCGGAAACCAUGGGCUGCUUCCUGGGUUACGUGGCGGCCUCGGUGCCCAUUCGCAAGAUGCUCGGUUCGGCAUCCCUGGCUGACCUGGCAAUCCUCGUCAGGCAGGCGUUGAUCCGCGCGGAUAACCAGUUUGUCGAUGACGUGGCUACGCUCAUUGACACUGUGGAGGAUGUGAACCGCAUUAUCCCCACCGCUCUCUUGGAUGUGCCUGGGAACAAUUGCAUUCAGACAUCGUGGGUCAACUUCUCGCUUUACGAUGUGCAGUGGGGGCAGGUUCUCGGCGACACGAUCCAGGCUGUCCGCGCGCCGCAUGUUGGUGUGAUCAACGGUUUGCAGGUCGUUAUGCCUAUUCUGCCGGACGGUGGAAUGGAGAUCCUGGUGGGAGUUGAGAAGGACUGCUUGGAUAGGUUGUUGCAUGAACCCCUCUGGAUGAAGUAUGCAGAGACGAGGUGA